GUACUUGUGUUCCAUAAACGAACAAAAACAUUACACUAAUAAAUAUAUAAUUGGGGCGAAUCGACUCACCUUUGGAGCGAAACGACACGGUACGAAUACGUUUUAGGACGAACCAACCAUGGGCGAACGUGACUAAGAGCGAAACAACACAGGGUUCGAAAUGGUUUAAGGACGAACCAACCCGGAUUUCUUUUCCAGCAGUCGAGACUAUUAUUGAUGACGUUGGUAAAAUGGUUGACACAGGUGUGCUUGCGUGGUUCUCUGUCACAAUAUUUGUUUGUUUUACGACAACGCAAGCAAAUACUUUAGCAAGAGGAUGGGGAGAUAAUUUAGACUGGCAGACAUUGGAGGAUGGAUUAAAGAAGGCAAAGGAAGAGAAUAAACCAUUGAUGGUUGUGAUUCACAAAACAUGGUGUGGAGCAUGCCGAGCAUUAAAACCACUAUUUGCUGAAACAAAAGAGAUUGGAGAGAUAGGAAGCAACUUCAUUAUGGUUAAUUUAGAGGAUGAUGAAGAGCCUGCAGAUGACCAGUAUAAACCAGAUGGAGGUUAUAUACCACGGAUACUCUUUAUAGAUCCAACAGGAAAAGUUAGAAAAGAAUUUUACAAUGAAAAAGGAAAUCCGAGUUAUAAAUAUUAUUACCCACAAACAGAUGACAUUUUAGAAACUAUGAAAAAGGUUCAAAAAGCUGUAGAAGAAGGAAGCUUCCAUAAGAAGGAGGAAUUAUAGUAACAACUUCAUUUACCAACUUGUGGCCAUUGAAAAGUUAUAAAGUGUAAUUAUUGAGUGUUAUGAAGAGUGAGCUUUCAGUUCAGAAGAAUUAUUUGCAUGUCACAUUCCAACAAAAUGGUAUUAUAUAAUUUUUCAGUGGCUGCAUAAUAUUAUGUGUCAUUUGUAAACCACAUACAGGUGCUUUAAAUUGAACACAUGGAACAAAUUGCCACAGUGUCACAUUUUAAGAUAUUUUUGGAAAUGGAACAAAUUCAUGGGGUCAGUUCAUAAGUAGUUUAAAGUCAUCUGAUGGCUAUAAUGGUUGUAUGGUUAUAAAAUAAAGUGCAUUUUCAUAUAUCAUGUGGCUAUUUCUACAGCUAGAACAAAUGAUCAUUAUUUUUAUUUUUUUCACAUUAGAUACUGAGUGAACAGCAUCAUAUGUGAAUUCAAUACUAUUUCUAAUUUUAUUUUUUGUGGGUUUGGUUUUAAUUGUUCUUGUGGUGUUCAACAUGUUUUCAUGUUACAUUUUAUUACUGGGUCUUUGAGUUAAUAGUUGAGAAGAGGUAACCAUAAUUCCGAGGUAAUUGUAGAUUAUUCAUUUUGUAGUCAGUAUUUUUACACUUCAUAUUAGACAUGUUUUUGUUACCAAUUGUUCUUUUUACAUACUGAUUAUGCAGUUUCCUAUUUGCACAAAUGACAAAUCAGUUAGUCACCUGUUAAUGUCUUAAACUGAAAGUAGUAAUAGCCUAUAAAUAUUUUUCAUAUUAGUAAUUUGGGCCAAUAUUUUCAUAAGUAUCUUAACACUAUGAUAUUGUAAAACUGUUGGGGGGGGGGGCUAUGGCAUGUCGUAGCCUAUGACGGUUCUAGAAUAUAGUAGUUUUGAAAAUAUGUGUUUAUUUGAAGAUUUAUUAUCAGUGUUAAGUAAUUAUAUUGUAUGUCACUGAUUUGUUGCACAGACUACAAACAGUUGUUUUAGUUUAAAAGUAUUUCAUAUCAAUGAAUGACUGACUACCUAGAUAUGAUACUAUGUCACAACCAUGACUGUUAUCGUUUUCAUCUCUAAAUGUCUUCAAUAGAUUAUUAAUUGUUUUGAAGUUCAGAAUUUUUCACAGGUUUUAAAGUAUGGUGUUCAUUGAUGAUUAUUUCUUUACUACCUUUUUAAGUUUAUUUUGUUGAGUAUGACUUUAUAGAAUAAAUGGUACAUCAUGCCAAAAUAUAAUUAAUAGUACUCUGUAUUUACUUGUUGAUUGUAUGAUCUGUAAAUCAUGUGUGUUAUACACCGAUACAUGUCUUCUACAUAUGAUAUCUGGUACAACAUUUGACAUUUUAAAUUCAUUCUGUAUGUUGUUGUUUCAUAUUCCAUGUAUAUAUUAGGACAAGCAAACUGUUCAGUCGUGUGUAAAUUGUGUAAAGAAAAAUACAUGCAGAUCAUUGAAGUUAUUUUUUAAAGUUUACAUUUUCUAGUUGUUCCUAUAAUAUAUACCGAUACUGUACAUGAAGUACCAGUAGAGAAUGGACUUCCAAUGAUUGAAUAAUCUCAUAACUUUGCUAGUAAGAGAAAUAGUCAAAUGUUAUAAGCCUAACAUAAAAGUUCACAUUCUAAGUAAAGCCAUAUGUUGGUCAUGUAAUAGUUGGGUACGGAGGGUGUGUACCAUACAUACAACUUAGAAAUAUGGGGAUACCCUGUACAAAUAUACUACUUAUCAAUAUUUAGUGUAUUGUUACGAUUUACAUUGAGGUCUGAAGCAUCUUUGAGGGUUUUUUUCCCCAUUGCAAACCAGUGUUUUAGGUUCUACAAAUGUUAAAUGUGUUUUUUUGACAAUCAAAUGCACCAUGAGCACUAUGGUGUCACAUGGAGGCAAUGCACCAAGCUACGUAAGAUGGAUUGAAUUUGAUAAAAGUGAAAGAAAUGGCCUGCUGGUCUGUACUAUUAGUCCCCUACCGGUCCAACUGGAGGGGACUUUAGGUUUCAUCUCCGUCCUUCUGUCUGUCUGUUCGUCUGUCUGUCCAUCUGUCCCACAUUUAGUUUUCCAGAUGUCUUUUUUUAGAAUGCUCAAAUUUUGUGUAUAGCUUUAUUAUGUACUGUUACAGAUCAAGUUUGACAUUUUUAACAGAGUUAUGGCCGUUGAACUUAGGAGAUAUAAAAAUUAGUUUUUCGGACUCUACUAUGUUGAUAAAAGUGAAAUAAAUGGCUUGCUGGUCUGUACUAUAUUUAUAAAAGUGAAUGAAAUGGCCUUCCAGUGUAUACAAUAUUUAUAAAAGUGAAAGAAAUGGCCUGCUGGUCUGUACUAUAUUUAUAAAAGUGAAAGAAAUGGCCUGCUGGUCUGUACUAUAUUGAUAUAAGUGAAAAAAAGGCCUACUGGUCUAUACUAUAUUAAUAAAAGUGAAAGAAAUGGCCUGCUGGUCUAUAAAACAGGUAUAUUGAUAAAAAUGAAAUAAAUAUAUUUAUAAAAGUGAAAACACAGAUGGCUUUCUAGUCUCUACUAUAUUGAUACGAAAGAAAUGGCCUUCUGGUCUAUGCUAUUUUGAUAAAUGUAAAAUAAAUGGCCUGUUGGUCUGUACUAUAAAAAGUGAAAGAAAUGGCCUGUUGGUCUGUACAAUAAAAAGUGAAAGAAAUGGCCUGCUGGUAUGUACUAUAAAAGUGAAUGAAAUGGCCUGCUGGUAUGUACUAUAAAAAUGAAAGAAAUGGCCUGCUGGUCUGUACUGUAAAAGUGAAAGAAAUGGCCUGCUGGUCUGUACUAUAAAAGUGAAUGAAAUGGCCUGCUGGUAUGUACUAUAAAAAUGAAAGAAAUGACCUGCUGGUGUGUACUAUAAAAGUGAAAGAAAUGACCUGCUGGUCUGUACUAUAAAAGUGAAAGAAAUGACCUGCUGGUCUGUACUAUAAAAGUGAAAGAAAUGGCCUGCUGGUAUGUACUAUAAAAGUGAAUGAAAUGGCCUGCUGGUCUGUACUAUAAAAAUGAAAGAAAUGGCCUGCUGUUCUAAAUUAUAUUGAUAAGUUGCCUUCAGUAGUAUGUUGUAGUUGAAUAAGUGUUGUUAAACAAAACAUACUUUAGUUGAAUAAGUUAAAUUGAAAAAUUUACCUAUUGUGCAUUAUACAAUGUUAUGCUUCUUCCAUCAGCAACGAUACUGUGUAACUAACCUUUGUUAAGUUGUAUCAUCUGGACAUUAUGAAUAUGAUAUCAUUGCCUACACACACAUACAUAGUUAUACAAUGAUAUAUUAUAAACUUUAGGGGCUGCAUUUCAUUAGGUGUAUCCUUACCUUAUAUGGUAUUCUUUUUUUUCAUUCUUUUAAAACAUUUUUAUAUAUUAUAUAUUUAUAAUACAGGAGGGGAGGGGGAGGGGUAAUAAUUGGGUAUUUCUAUAUUACUUUAAAAAGCAUUUAUGAUUAUAUACUUCAACUGUACAUGUAUAUGAAACAAUAAAAUGAAUACAAGUAA
Gigantopelta aegis is the source of this 4149-nucleotide messenger RNA. RefSeq names its product thioredoxin domain-containing protein 12-like. Gene Ontology annotation, cellular component: endoplasmic reticulum. The transcript has 7 exons. NCBI's taxonomy places the organism in Eukaryota, Metazoa, Mollusca, Gastropoda, Neomphalida, Peltospiridae. The record is from RefSeq and is a predicted model, not a curated record. Bases 231 to 728 code for a protein of 165 amino acids.